Cololabis saira (Pacific saury) is the source of this 1444-nucleotide messenger RNA. Its product is annotated as somatostatin receptor type 2. Gene Ontology annotation, biological process: regulation of insulin secretion; neuropeptide signaling pathway; cellular response to glucocorticoid stimulus. Gene Ontology annotation, molecular function: neuropeptide binding; somatostatin receptor activity. The transcript has a single exon. Gene Ontology annotation, cellular component: neuron projection; membrane. Bases 7 to 1023 code for a protein of 338 amino acids. NCBI's taxonomy places the organism in Eukaryota, Metazoa, Chordata, Actinopteri, Beloniformes, Belonidae. The record is from RefSeq and is a predicted model, not a curated record.
GGUAAAAUGGAUGUCUCCUUUUUAUUCGAUAUGGACAACAAUCAGUCCUAUGUGGAAGAGCAUUUUUACUUUGAAGAACAUAUUGACGGCUUUGGCAUCACACUGGCGAUUCUCUACCUUGUGGUUUGCAUUGUGGGGCUAGCUGGGAAUUCCCUCGUCAUCAUCGCCAUAUUGAAAUUGGACAAAAUGUCAUCUUCCACGACAGUGUACAUUUUCAACUUAGCUCUGGCUGAUGGACUCUUCAUGGUUGGUCUCCCUUUCAUAGCGAUCCAGAACUUCAAGAACCACUGGGCGUUUGGUAACACUGCGUGCAAAGCAGUCAUGGUCCUGGACGGCAUCAACCAGUUCACCAGCGUGUUCUGUUUGACAGCGAUGAGCGUCGACCGCUUCAUGGCGUUGGCCGACCCGCUGCGGUUUGCCCGUUGGAGAACGCCGCGCUGCGCCAAGAUCAUCUCUGCACUGCUGUGGCUCUUCUCCCUCCUCACCAUUCUUCCUAUGGCACUUCACUUCUCAGCUGAUCGAGGCCUAUGCAUACCAGACUUUGUUUCGGACACCUGGUGGCUCGCCGUCCUCUCGUACACCUUCGUCACGGGCUUCGCCUUGCCGUUUAUGGUCAUGCUGACCUCCUACACCGCUAUGCUGUUCACGCUGCGGUCCCAGAGGCUCCGAGCCUCUGCAUCCAACAAUGACGCCAACCGACUGGAGCAACAGGUCACCAAGAUGGUGGUUGCGGUCGUGGUUGUGUUCGGCAUAUGCUGGCUGCCGUUUUACACCUUCAACUUCUUCUCCCUCUAUCAAAAUGGCCUGGACUUGGCUUUAGCCAGGGCUUUUGAGUUUGUGGUCUUGUUGUCAUACUCGUGGAGCUGCGCCAACCCCAUCCUCUACGCCUUUCUCUCCGACACCUUCAGGAGGUACUUCCGCACCCUGAUCUGCCCCAUGUCCAAGUCAUCUCCCAGCAAGUGCAACACUGAAUGGUAUGACCUAAAUGAAACAACUGUAAGGGAUGUCACCAUUAUGCCAUGAAAAAGAAGGACUGACUCCUCAUGAUACUUAAUCUAAAAUCAUAAUAAGCUGUGUGAAAUGUAUUUACUCAUAUAAUGGGUUUCGAUUUUAGCAUUUUAAUGGAGAAUGUUUUAAAGGCACAUAAUUUCCUGCAAGAAUAAAGUUGUAUAUAUUUUUCUUGUGUGUUGGGACUAGGGUGAUUGGAUCUGAUGUCUUGGUGACAGGGUUGUGAGUUGAUGUUUUCUAAGCCAUGGAUUCCACUCAUCACUGUCUCAUGUGAAAGUGUUUGACACAGAAAGGUUCAGUGCACUUCUGUUGAUCACACUCUUUACUGUCCGAGCACUGACCGUGAACAUUCCCACUCAUCUGAAGAGUUUACCCUGUACUUUUGUAAAAAUGUUUUGGUUAAAGGGCCCAAGUUUGUUAUUCAACUGACUCUAAA